Molecule: messenger RNA, 882 nt
Organism: Humulus lupulus (European hop)
Lineage: Eukaryota; Viridiplantae; Streptophyta; Magnoliopsida; Rosales; Cannabaceae
Exons: 1
Coding region: 1-882 (293 amino acids)
Source: RefSeq, a predicted model, not a curated record
AUGGAGGAUAUCGAAGAGGAAGUGUUGUUUUGGCAGGCAGCGAUGGUGUGCUAUGUUCUCAGAGCGAAUCCGCCAUUGGGGCCUUUUGAAGGAUAUGCUCGUCGGAUUUGGAAGGAUAAGGGAGUAGACAAAGUUGGAAUGCUGAAACCGGGGGUUUUCAUUGUGAGAUUCCAAGCAAUCAAUACCAGAAAUGAGAUACUAAAUGGAGGUUACUUGUUCUUCGACAACAAACCUGUCAUAAUGAAGCCUUGGGAUCCCUAUACUGAUUUUCAAAAGGAGGAUGUAAGCUCGAUACCGACAUGGAUACAGCUACAUGGACUGGAAUUGAAAUUCUGGGGGGAGCGAUCUCUUUUUAAAAUUGUUGGGCAACUAGGGACUCCAUUACAGUUGGAUGGUAUUACGAAGAACAAGGAGAGGCUUAAUUUUCCACGAAUUUUGGUGGAAGUGCGUAUGUUUAAGGACUUUUUGGGAACUAUUUCCUUUACUGAUGAGAUCAUUCAAGUCCAUGAAUUAGAAGUGAAAUACGAGUGGCUGCCUAUAGUUUGUUGUAACUGCAAGGGGAUGGGGCAUGCGACAGUUGAUUGUAAGAAGGGAGUCAUCAAGAAAGUUUGGGUUCCUAAAGCCAAGGAGAAUAAUCAGUUAGAAGAGCAACAAGAGAUGAGUAAAGGGGAAGUAAAGGAAGUUGAUCAAGAAGGAUUCCAAAAGGUUUCAAAAGGGGGUAAAAUGGCUAAAACAAUUGAUUCAUCGCUGGCUGUAACUACCUCGAACAGUUUCCAUGUCUUAGAUGGACCAGGGGAAAAUUUGAAAAGCUUGACAGAUGAGAAGUUAGUAAAGCAAGGUAUUACUAGUGGAGGGGGAGGUCCUCCAAUUCCUCAUGGAUAG